Molecule: messenger RNA, 1721 nt
Organism: Myxozyma melibiosi
Lineage: Eukaryota; Fungi; Ascomycota; Lipomycetes; Lipomycetales; Lipomycetaceae
Product: glycoside hydrolase
Exons: 1
Coding region: 201-1721 (506 amino acids)
Biological process (GO): L-arabinose metabolic process; polysaccharide catabolic process
Molecular function (GO): alpha-L-arabinofuranosidase activity
Source: RefSeq, a predicted model, not a curated record
GGUACCCCGGACUCGGAGUGCGGAGGGAGCCCCUGCGCUCGAUCAGAUUGCGAUUGCUCGUCCGGAGGCUGCUUCGGUCUCGGACAGGUUCAUGACGGUGAUUGACUGCGCUGGCUGAUCUGUAUAAAUAUUGCGAGUCUGUCUGUCUGCUCGAUAUCAAUCAUCAAUCACCAACCUCCUCUCUCUCUCGCACCUACACCAUGGAAACCGCGCAAACAUUCGCCGAGUCGGCAAACGGUCUCAUCAAGCUCGAUCCCACCCGCGUGAUCGGCACCAUCGACGACAAGGUCUACUCCGGCUUUCUCGAGCACAUGGGCCGCUGCAUCUACGGCGGCAUCGUCGACUUUGACUGCACCGUGCCCGGUCUGACGAACGAGAAGGGAUACCGGCUCGACGUGGGCAAGGCGCUCAAGGAUCUCGAUAUGCCGGUCGUGCGCUACCCCGGCGGCAACUUUGUGAGCUCGUAUCACUGGCUGGAUGCGGUCGGACCGAAGGAGAACCGGCCCCGACGUCCUGAGCUGGCGUGGCUCGGUGAGGAGUCCAACCAGUUUGGCACGGAUGAGUUCAUGGAGUGGUGCGAGUACAUGGGCACGGAGCCCUACCUCUGUCUCAACAUGGGCACCGGCACGCUGGACGAGGCGCUCGCGUGGGUCGAGUACUGCAACUCGGACAAAAACACAUACUACGCCAACCUGCGCCGCAAGAACGGCCACGAGAAGCCGUACAAUGUCAAGUACUGGAGUCUGGGCAACGAGGUCUGGGGACCGUGGCAGGUCGGCCAGAUGACGGCGGAGGACUACAGCAAGAAGGCGUUCCAGUGGGCGAAGGCGCUCAAGCUGCUUGAUCCCGACAUCAAGCUUGUUGCGUGCGGCAAGGACGGACUCGACACUUGGGAUUUCACGGUGACGCAGGCGCUCAUCACGCAGAUUGAUUACUACUCGAUCCAUCUGUACACUUCGCACGAGGAAUACUACAAGAACGUGACCUGCGUGGCUGCGGCCGAGCGCGCGAUCCAGAUCACCUCGCGCUUGUUGGAUCUGGCGACAAUCACGCAGAAGGCAUACGACAAGCACGUCAAGAUCUGCUUCGACGAGUGGAACGUCUGGGAUCCGAUGCGCGCGCCCGGCCAUCUCGGCGCGGAGGAGAAGUACACUCUCUCGGACGCGAUCGCGGUUGCUUCGUGGGGUAACUUGUUUGUCCGCCAGGCUCCGACGGUGGGGAUGGCGAACAUUGCGCAGUGUGUGAAUGUGAUUGCGCCGGUGAUGACUACGCCGACGGAUAUGCUGCUGCAGACGAUUUACUACCCGUUCCUGCUGUUUACAAAGUACAUGCGCGGCCAGAGCCUGAACUUGCAUGUCGAGGGCCCGACGUACAAGGGCGAGACCGGCGCGUUCUUUGGCGACUACAUGAAGUGGAUCAAGACGACCGAGCCGGCGAUCAUGCUGCUCGACGUGUCUGCUGCGAAGAAGGACGGGAUCGUGAGUAUUGCGGUCGUCAAUCGCUCGCUGGAGGAGGACGUGGUGACUGCGUUUGAGCUGGAGGGAGAGUACAAGGAGGACGUGGUCACGUACAGCGUGUACAACGACGACAUUGCUGCGGUGAACACGUAUGAGAAGAAGGAUGUUGUUGGGAUCGAGGAGAAGACGGUUAAGUUGAGCGAGUUGAAGUCGUUCACGGUGAAGAAGCACUCGUUUGUCAUGCUGCGCAUCACGCAGGCAUAA